CAUCUGAGAAUCCACACAGGUGAGAGGCCUUUUUGUUGUGAAACCUGUGGAAAAAGCUUUUUACGACAUCAAACCUUGAAGCACCACAUGAGAAUCCACACAGGUGAGAGGCCAUAUGCUUGCAGCAUUUGUCAGAAAGGAUUUCAUUCUAAGUCUAAUUUGAGUGAACAUCUAAAAACCCACACAGACCAGAGGCCGUUUGUUUGCAGUACUUGUGGGAAAACAUUUAAUAUUAAGUCCAAUUUGAUAAAACAUCUGAGAAUCCACACAGGUGAGAGGCCUUUUUGUUGUGAAACCUGUGGAAAAAGCUUUUUACGACAUCAAACCUUGAAGCACCACAUGAGAAUCCACACAGGUGAGAGGCCAUAUGCUUGCAGCAUUUGUCAGAAAGGAUUUCAUUUUAAGUCUAAUUUGAGUGAACAUCUAAGAACCCACACAGACCAGAGGCCGUUUGUUUGCAACAUCUGUGGGAAAGGAUUCAAUCAAAGAUCAGUGCUGAAGUGUCAUUUAAGAAUCCACACAGGUGAGAAGCCAUAUUGUUGUGAAAUCUGUGGAAAAAGCUUCACACACCGUAAAACCUUUAAGGACCACAGGAGUGUCCACCCAGAUGAGAAGCAGUAUUAUUGUGAAACCUGUGGGAAUCAUUUUAGCUGUUAUGUCGACUUGUCUGAGCACAUGAGAGUCCACACCAGCCAGGAUCCGAAGGGAAGCCAGUAUGAAGACUCAGGAUCAACCAGUCACAGUAGCAAUGUGGACAAUUCCCCUGUCAGAGACUGACUCUGAUCCUCCCCCAGGUAAAAAGUCUUUACAGAGUGACACUUGUGUAAAAGGUUUUAAGUGGAAGUCCAGUUUGAAUGAACAUGUGAGAACCUACACAGGUGAGAGGCCGUAUUGUUGUAAAACUUGCAAAGGGCUUCAAACAACACAGUGUGUUUGUCGGCCAUAUGAGAACCCAAGCAGCGAAGAGGGGCUACUCAUACUGUAGCAUUAAUGAGCCAAACUUUAGCCUUUUAAUUUGCUGUUAAUAUUCCAGCAUGUCUACUACCGUCGUAUAAUGCUUGAUAGUAUAUCACAGGGGUUCUCUAUCUUAAUAUUCAAAGGUCUGAAUAUGAUUUCUAUUCAAGGUCAAAGGUCCAGAAUGAUUAGUCAUAAGCAAAGAAAAAAGAAA
Monopterus albus (swamp eel) is the source of this 1168-nucleotide messenger RNA. Its product is annotated as gastrula zinc finger protein XlCGF8.2DB-like. The record is from RefSeq and is a predicted model, not a curated record. The annotation marks the transcript as partial. Lineage: Eukaryota; Metazoa; Chordata; Actinopteri; Synbranchiformes; Synbranchidae. The transcript has a single exon.